Tribolium castaneum (red flour beetle) is the source of this 1982-nucleotide messenger RNA. Its product is annotated as nose resistant to fluoxetine protein 6-like. Gene Ontology annotation, molecular function: acyltransferase activity, transferring groups other than amino-acyl groups. The transcript is spliced from 9 exons. The record is from RefSeq and is a predicted model, not a curated record. Bases 24 to 1955 code for a protein of 643 amino acids. NCBI's taxonomy places the organism in Eukaryota, Metazoa, Arthropoda, Insecta, Coleoptera, Tenebrionidae.
UCUCAAGCAGUCUAAAACAAACCAUGAGUUCUCCAAUUAGGAUUUUAUUUUGCCUCCUUUUAUUCCGUUCAGUACUUUGUGAUAUUUACGAAGAGUUUGAUAAUGAGGUAGUAAACAGAAGUGAAGUAGCUCAUCGUAUUAAAACCAAAUUAGGCGAUUCAGAUGAAGCCAUCAAUGUACUGCUUAAGAUGUUGGAUGCUUGGGCGAAAUUUCCUAGUGGAAUUUUAGAAGGCAAAAUAGUGAAUCCGGGAAGUUUUGACGAAUGCUACAACAUCGAGUAUGACAAUAUUUACGGAAAAUAUUGUUUAGGUAUUUUACCAUUUAGCAAUAACACGGAAAAAUACUUCAAAAAAUUUGGUUUUAACAACUUUAAACCACCUCCUAGACUUUCUAUAAAUCCAGAACCCAGAGCAUCGUCUGGCAUUAACAUGGGGCUUAUAUUUGGUGCGUGCAUACCAAGUACCAUGUCAGCAGCUGAAAUACCGGGACAUUUGAAAUUCGCUGAUGAGAUGUGCUAUUCUAAAGCAACAGAACCGGAACUAUCAACGGGAGCAAUUGUGACCAUAAUUAUUUUAGCAAUUUUUUUGUGUAUUGUGAUAGUGUCAACUAGCUAUGACAUUGCUCUAAACUACUUCAAGAAAGAACCUUAUCACGAACUACUGAUUGCGUUUUCAUUUCUUUACAACGGACGAAAACUCUUCCGUUCGAGCAAAAAUUCGGAUCAAUUGCUUUGUCUAAACGGAAUCAAGGCCUUAAGUAUGAUGUGGGUUAUCCUAGGACAUGAAUAUUCAAAUUCCCAAAUUGCACCAUUAUCUAACUUGUUUAGCAUUGGAAAUUGGCUCAAUGAUCCCGCUAAUAUGUUUAUAAUGGGAGCCACAGUGUCCGUUGAUACAUUUUUCACAAUUGGAGGUCUUGUAACAGUUUACACAUUUUUUAAAUCAAUGGACAAAGGAGCAAAGUUCAAUGUUUUACUUUUCUACUUCCAUAGAUAUCUCCGUCUAACCCCUGCUUACUUUAUAAUGGGUUUAAUACACAUUUAUCUCUUAAACCAGUUUGGCAAUGGACCAAUGUGGAAAGCUGUGGAUAUAAGUCUAGUCCAGACAUGCAAAGACAGUUGGUGGAGUAGUCUUUUGUACAUAACUAAUUAUGUACAAGACGGAACUUGUUUGCCUCAAGCUUGGUACCUACAAGUUGAUAUGCAAUUGUUCAUCUUGUCACCGCUUAUUCUUAUACCAUUGUUUAAGUGGCCGAAAAUUGGUUUAAGUGCUUUAGGUUUUUUGAUAAUUGCUGGAUGUGUAUCGCCCUUUGUAAUUGGUUACGUGAAACAUUUUAAGCCUAUGAUAUUCUCAAAUGAAGAUAUAUUAGAAUUUAGCUACGAUUAUUAUGGUGCAACAUACGCUCGGUUUGGUCCCUAUGUUAUUGGAAUGCUUGCUGGUUACUUCUUGUACAAGAUUAAAACUAACAAGCUCAAAGUUUAUUUGAAAUGGUGGCAGGUUGUAACUCUUUGGUUAGUGUUUAUAACCGGUUUAGUGGCCUGUGUGUGGGCUGGUUACCCAUUGAACGUGGCAAAAGAAGAAGAUCGUUGGGGAAAUGCAAUGUUUUUCGCUUUUGAUCGGUCAGCCUGGGCUGUGGCAGUUGUCGGAGUAAUUUUCUUAUGUGUUAGUGGCUAUGGAAGACUAAUUGAUACAUUCCUCUCAUGGCCAGUUUUCCAAUUUUUAACCAAACUUUCUUACUCUAUGUACCUCAUACAUUUUACCGUUAUUUCAGUCAGAUAUGCAGUCUCGAAGAACAAUAUAAAAUUUUCCAACAUUGCAAUCUUGCACGCCUUUUGGGGAGAUUUUAUGUUCACGUUGGGUUUGUCCCUGAUAAUGUGCUUAACUUUUGAAUCUCCAAUCAUAAUUAUUGAAAAGUAUCUCUUUCAUAGAAGCCCUAAAGCAAAAAAUGUAAAACAAUAAUAAGUGAAUAUUUAAUUUGUUAUAAAA